Molecule: messenger RNA, 3497 nt
Organism: Labeo rohita (rohu)
Lineage: Eukaryota; Metazoa; Chordata; Actinopteri; Cypriniformes; Cyprinidae
Gene: mmrn2b
Product: multimerin 2b
Exons: 8
Coding region: 167-3142 (991 amino acids)
Molecular function (GO): protein binding
Source: RefSeq, a predicted model, not a curated record
GGUGGGGAGAGAGAGGCAUGCUGGUGAGGAUACCGGCUCGUUUGGACAGAGAGAGAGAGAGAGAGAGAGAGAAGGAGAGUGGGGUGGGGAGUUUCCAGGAUUGUUUAAGGCUAGUUUUUAAAAACUGCCAUCCGGAGGAAUACUUUCAGUACCUCUGGAAAGCAAGAUGGCCCAAACUCUGCCUCUUCUGCUGUUGGCUGUGCUGAACUCCCUGAGUUGCCACAGUGAGGUGAGGGCUAGGGACCCCGAUGUGGAGGAAGAAGAGGCUGUGGGGAUUGGAAAAAGGGUACAGCAUAUUUCAGGCACUUUUGAAACUGCUCACCUACCCUUGUCCCAUGAACAUCACGGCAUCCCAAAGUCAGAUGACAACGCUCAAAACUCAGCGUCCCACUCAAGAGAGACUAUACAUCCAUCUGCACAGAGAGGAAACUGGUGCGCGUAUGUACAUCACCGUAUGGUCACCACAGCCGUACUCUGCGCUACGGAAACCCAAACUAUGAAAUCUGUGAACCCCUGUUCUGAUGGAGCUCCUGACUGUCAAAUCAUUAUGUACAGGCAAUCUUCACGGCCUGUAUACAAGCAGAAGCAGAUAGCACUCUCUUCUAUGCACUGGAAGUGUUGUCCAGGAUAUAGAGGAUACAAUUGCCUGGAAAAAGACAAACCUCCAGAGGAUGAGAAGCAUGCUUUAAAGUCUGAGAUUAAUGACAAAGGAGGUAAAAUGGGGACUGACAAAUUGGAGGAUGCAAAUUGGGCUGACAAACCCAUACAGGAGACUCCCAUUAAUGGUUAUUCACCAAACCAGAGUCCUGUUGAUGCCAGAGAAGGGAUCCCUACCCCUCAGCCUUUGCCAUUCCUUGAUUCAUCCAUUCUGCUUUCGAUGCAUCAGUUAAUGUCAACUAUGAUGAGUCAGCUUCAACCAGUGCUGGAAAGUUUCAAUCAAACACUGAAGCAUCUGUCUAGUGAGGUAGACACACUGUCUCAGGACUUGCAGCAGUUGCGGAUGGAACAAGAAGAAAACCGGUCCUUCACAAGGGGUGAAGGACACAGUGAACCUAUAGAGAAGAGACUAGAGUACAGCCAACUUCAGAUCAGUCAAAUGAAAACCCAAUUGGAUGCACAGAAAGACCAGAUGGAGAGGGCCUUUCAGACCCAGCAAGAAAUGCUGAAACACAACCUAACAAAACUGAAGGAAGAGAUGGAUGAUCAGAUCAGUCAAAGUCAGGAUGCACAGGUCAAUCUCCAGUCUCUAACUGAAGUGGUUGAAGAGGUGAGACUCAACCAGAGGAAGCUGGAAGGGGCACUGCAGAGAGAACGUGCUGAGUUUGUCGAUCCAAGUGGAUCCCAGCCAACACAGGAGUCAGGAGUGUGGGAGGCCAUCACUCGUCUAGAUGAGAAGGCACAAAGUAACUCUGCGAAGCUCAGCAGCUUGUCUGAGACUUCUAAGGACUCUGAUAGAGCGGUCCGGGCUCUGCAAAAAGAUCUGCUGAACCUGGGACAGAGCCUAGAGGAGGUCAAACAACGCACUGAGGUCCACUUUGCAGAGACGGGUCUGGAAGUGGAGGCUACUCGUGUCAGGGUGCUCAACAGCGUUGCUGAGCUCACAGCUAACCUAAGCGCACACGAGGGUCAGUUGAGAGGAAUUGAGUUUGACCUGUACAACAUCUAUCAACAGUUACAAAGAAAUGACUCAGUAUUUGGCGAGCAAGCCUGUAGCUGUAAGUCGAUUGGCAGGUCACUAGCUAGUUUGGAGCUGGAGGUGGCUAACGUGACACAGUUAGCAAAACAGAACCAACUUGCACUUGAGGAGGCAGAUCUAGAAAGAAAUCAGGCCACAGAGAUGGAGGAUCUUCAUCAGGGCCUUCUAAAUAUCAAGGAAUCAUUGGCCUUUGAGCAGGGCAGAAGCAGGAGUCUUCAAGACAGCAUGUCCCAGCUACAGGCUUCACUCCUGGACAGCCAGCAGGAGAUCCGAGGCCUGAGGCAGCGGGACGAAGACAAGUCAAAUGCAAUUCAAGGCCUAUCAUCUGCCUUCUCUUCCCUCCUGAAUGAUGCUGUACGCCACUCUGAAAUCCUAGAAGUGCUCCUUGGAGAGGAGGUCCUGGAAUUCACACACUGGUCACAUAGUCAACAGAAAGAACUUAGUAUCCCAGAUCUUUUACAGAGAAUAAAAAUGGUACAGCAAAAGAUUGAGACACAUGAUAGGAUUCUGGCCUCCCUUCGGAGAAAGCAUCCUGACGGAGAUGAGAUGAAUAGUGAUGACCCCGUGGCAUACUUAGAGGAGACCGGUACAAAUAACCAGCGGAGAGGUCUUGAAAGUUACCAGUCCUCUUUACCUGACCCUUCGACUGGAGAGGAGGAUGCAGAUUACUCAGUCAGUGACUUCUGGAGUCUGGGAAAAGAGGUCGAGCAGUUAGCAGGUAGAAUAACCAUUUUGGAAGAGCGCUGUGGCAACUGCACUGAGCCCCCUGGUGGUUCCAUUGUGGAACUGCAAGCAGAUAUAGCAUCCCUACGUCAGAACCUGGAGGAUCAUUUGAGAAUGUUUCAAAAACUGUUCAGUAAUACAGAAGAACUAGUCAGCUCGACUAGAAGCCUAAAUCUAGAUGAAGUUUGGAGACUGGUGAGAAGGAAAGAAGGAAAGAGAAGAAAGGGGAGCCAAAGACAAGAAGACCUGAUCAAAAGAGAAGAAAAGUCUUUCAGUGGGCGAAGCAAAAGAUACAUAGAAAGAGACAAUGCUCAGCUACCACAUUCCCCCGUGGUGUUUAUCACAACCCUGGACUACAGAAGAGGACCAAAUAGAAAGCUGACACCGAAAAACGUGGCUGUGAACUACGGUGGUACUUUUAAUCCUACAUCAGGGGUGUUCCAGGCCCCCGAGACUGGAUUAUAUCUCUUUUUAGUGACCUUAGACUUUGAGAGAGGCCUUUCAUUGGCUGUACUGAAGCGCAGUGGCGUUCCAGUGGCCUCCCUCAGACAGGAACAAGGGGAAAAAAGGGGACCGGUGAGCCAAGCCUCCCUGCUAGAGCUUCGACAAGGGGAGACAGUUACAUUAGAAUUGAUGCAUGGAUCAUUACGAAAAGCACAGCCUGGGGACAACACACUGUCUGGACUAUUGCUCUUCAUUACAGAGCACAAGGACAUGCUGUGAAGAGAACUGGGUGAGUGACGUAGAGAUGGGAGGAUACAUUAGAGUCUGACGCACUGUGCAUCACCGCCAGAUAUGCUGUAUUUUGUAUGCAUGCAACCUCUUCUUGAAGGUGCAAAAAAUACUAUGUUUUGUAAACUGAUUCUGGAAUAAUACAAGGUAAGUUAAAGAAAUGCUGGGACAUUUACAUACCACCAAAUUUUUAAAUGUGGAGGAUCUAAUAUUAAGGCAAGGAAUACAUUAUAGAAACCAUGAUGCAAUAUGGAAAAAAACUGAAGGUACCAAUAGUGAAGCAUGCAUUCAAACGAUCACAUUCAAUGCAAAUGUCAAUCAAAAACAAAAACAAUGAUUGUGUACU